AUGGGUUCUGAUUUGAAGCCCAUGCAGAUAUUUUCAUGGCCACAACCUCCAAUCACGGACAUGGCCACUCCUCCGGGAAUACCUUGCACAUACACAAGCUUUGGAAUAGAGUACAAUGUAACCGAUGGAUUGCCUGUUUCCACUGCAUUCGAGCGUUUGGAGUUUGACAUGAACAAGCUUAGGAUGUUGGUUGAUCUGUCGUUCUGCACAUUCAUUGAAUUGAUAGCAUGCCCUUUUAAUGCAGAUGGGCUUGUUGAGAGUAUCAAAUCGAUUCACAUCGAGAUUAACCAGAUGCUGAAUGGAUCGAAAAAAGCAGAAGCAAUUGAUGAGAUACAGAGGAUCCGGAAUCAGUACAUAAAGAACAGAAACAUGCUUGCUGAGGAUGUUAAGAGGCAGAUGGCCAACUUUGAGAUAUAA
Molecule: messenger RNA, 417 nt
Organism: Ordospora pajunii
Lineage: Eukaryota; Fungi; Microsporidia; Ordosporidae
Exons: 1
Coding region: 1-417 (138 amino acids)
Source: RefSeq, a predicted model, not a curated record